AAAUUCCAAGCACAUGUCGAGGACGAGGAGGGCCUCUUUGACCGGAGGCGGGGAGGCCGCUGCUCAAACCCUCGCCCCGCCAGAGCCAGAGCCAGAGUGGCCGGCUAGCUACCGCGUUAUCUUCUUCCUUUGCCCGCUCCUCCUCCGCGUUCCUCGGCUCCGAAUCCGGCCGGCGCCCGCGCCCGGCGGCAGCCAUGGCGUGCUCCGCCCAUCUCCUCUCGCAGAGCCUGUGCCAACCCCACCGCUCCUGCCCGGCCCCGUCCAAGCGGCACCUCCGGUUCCAGGCCAGACCCGCGGCCGCGGCUUCCGCCGGCGUCAGCUCCAGCGCCAGGAGCCGACGGUCUUCUAGUAUAAGAGUCGCCGCGUCGGCCGAGCAAGGGAGGAAGAAAAUCGAGCUUACGUAUGACGCACAAGCCAAGUUUAACCAGCUAGCCGACCAAAUUGACAAGGAUGUGGGGAUUACACGGCUCAACCUGUUCUCACCUUGCAAAAUUAAUGUCUUCUUGAGGAUAACCGGGAAGAGACCAGAUGGGUUCCAUGACCUGGCUUCUCUGUUUCACGUGGUUAGUUUGGGUGAUACUAUCAAAUUCUCACUGUCGCCAAGUAAGAGCAAAGAUCGGCUAUCAACCAAUGUUGCAGGUGUCCCAGUUGAUGAGAGUAACUUGAUCAUCAGGGCACUUGAUCUGUACCGCAAGAAAACUGGCACCGAUAAGCACUUUUGGAUACAUCUUGAUAAGAAGGUCCCAACUGGUGCUGGUCUUGGUGGAGGAAGCAGUAAUGCUGCAACUGCACUAUGGGCUGCUAACCAGUUUAGUGGUAGCAUUGCUUCAGAAAAAGAUCUUCAAGAAUGGUCUGGUGAGAUUGGAUCAGAUAUCCCCUUCUUCUUUUCACGAGGAGCAGCAUAUUGUACCGGUAGAGGAGAGAUUGUCCAAGAUAUUCCAAACCUGUUGCCAGAGAAUCUGCCAAUGGUUCUAAUAAAGCCACCUGAAGCAUGCUCAACCGCUGAAGUUUACAAGCGACUCCGGUUAGAUCAGACUAGUCAAGCUGAUCCUUUGGCUUUGCUCAAGGAAAUUACGCAAAAUGGGAUAUCACAAGAUGUCUGUGUAAAUGAUCUAGAGCCUCCAGCUUUUGAGGUGUUGCAGUCACUAAAGAAGUUGAAGAAACGAUUUAUUGCAUCCAAUAGGGGAGAUUACAGUGCUGUUUUUAUGUCAGGAAGUGGAAGCACGAUUGUCGGAAUUGGUUCCCCAGACCCACCUGCGUUUGUGUAUGACGAUGAAGACUACAAGGACGUUUUUGUGUCAGAGGCUCGCUUUCUCACUCGCGAGGAGAAUGAAUGGUACAGGGAACCAAUGUCAUCGAGUGCCACGUUUAGCAAGGAAGACUCACUGUCAGAGGCAGCACCGGUCGUUGACUGACUGAGUGAGGCUCUGUAUUUGGUCUCAGUUUUGUGGUUGUGGUACACAGGUGUGAAUUUGUUCCAAUCCAUGCUGACAUGAGAAGAACAGCUACACUAUCAAGUUUGUUGAUAAGAAAAAUCGAAUUUGUAAUGGGAAACGGCAACGAAAUUAAGCAAAUCCUGGAAUUAA
Molecule: messenger RNA, 1586 nt
Organism: Hordeum vulgare subsp. vulgare (domesticated barley)
Lineage: Eukaryota; Viridiplantae; Streptophyta; Magnoliopsida; Poales; Poaceae
Product: 4-diphosphocytidyl-2-C-methyl-D-erythritol kinase, chloroplastic
Exons: 11
Coding region: 195-1415 (406 amino acids)
Biological process (GO): terpenoid biosynthetic process
Cellular component (GO): chloroplast
Molecular function (GO): 4-(cytidine 5'-diphospho)-2-C-methyl-D-erythritol kinase activity; ATP binding
Source: RefSeq, a predicted model, not a curated record